This is a messenger RNA of Fragaria vesca subsp. vesca, 2187 nucleotides long. RefSeq names its product threonine dehydratase biosynthetic, chloroplastic-like. The transcript is spliced from 10 exons. NCBI's taxonomy places the organism in Eukaryota, Viridiplantae, Streptophyta, Magnoliopsida, Rosales, Rosaceae. Gene Ontology annotation, molecular function: threonine deaminase activity; pyridoxal phosphate binding. Bases 160 to 1983 code for a protein of 607 amino acids. The record is from RefSeq and is a predicted model, not a curated record. Gene Ontology annotation, biological process: L-threonine catabolic process.
ACCCAACAGAAGAAAAGACCAAACCAAAAGUACUACUAGUCACCAAACCCAAAACCUCUCUGUCUCAUUCCCCGCGCGCCUCCAUCAGAAGCCGCCUUCAGUUCCUGCAAGACUAAGGAAAAGAAACUAGUGUACCUCGUUUCAAUUCCUGGUUGCGCCAUGGAGGCUCUUCACCUCAGCCCGCUUCAGUCCCCUUUUCUCCCACAGAAACGAUUUGGAUCAUUCCAUGUAGGGACGCAAAAGGUUAGCACACGCCGUCUCAACACUCCGUUGUUCAUCACUGCCACACUGUCCCGACCAACAAGUGAGAUUUCUGCUGAACCCUCCUCCUCCUCCUCUGCGUCUAGCCGGCCUCAUCUCCAGACUCAAUCGUUGCCUCCCAAACGGGUAUCUACCAGUUCGUUACAGUAUGAGCCAGGUUUUCUUGGGGCAGUACCUGACCGUACAGUUGCAAGUGGAGACAAUGACAUUGUGGAUGCUCUGGGAUCCUUGACGAACAUAUUGUCGUCAAAAGUGUAUGAUGUGGCAAUCGAAUCACCUUUGGAGCUGGCAACCAAGCUAUCUGAGCGGUUGGGAGUGAACUUUUGGAUCAAAAGGGAAGAUCUGCAGCCGGUGUUUUCGUUCAAGAUUCGUGGAGCUUAUAAUAUGAUGGCUAAGAUUCCAAGGGAACAAUUGGACAGAGGGGUUAUAUGCUCGUCUGCUGGAAAUCAUGCACAGGGAGUUGCAAUGUCCGCCAAAAAAUUGGGUUGUGAUGCAGUCAUUGCAAUGCCUGUAACUACACCAGAAAUUAAGUGGCAAUCUGUUGAGAGAUUGGGAGCAACAGUUGUACUUAUAGGUGAUUCCUACGAUGAGGCUCAAGCAUAUGCUAAGAAGCGGGCUAAGGAGGAGGGACGGACCUUCAUACCACCCUUUGAUCACCCAGACAUUAUUAUGGGUCAGGGAACAGUUGGAAUGGAGGUUAUGCGUCAAAUGAAAGAGCCAUUGCAUGCAAUUUUUGUGCCCGUGGGGGGUGGUGGCCUAAUAGCUGGUAUUGCUGCAUAUGUUAAGAGGCUGUCUCCAGAGGUAAAGAUUAUUGGUGUGGAGCCGUCUGAUGCGAAUGGAAUGGCAUUAUCCUUGCAUCAUGGGGAGAGAAUAAUGUUGGACCAAGUUGGAGGUUUUGCAGAUGGUGUAGCAGUGAAAGAGGUGGGUGAAGAAACCUUUCGAAUAUGCAAGGAAUUGAUAGAUGGUGUAGUUCUUGUGAGUCGUGAUGCCAUCAGUGGUUCAAUAAAGGAUAUGUUUGAGGAGACAAGAAGCAUAUUAGAACCAGCAGGUGCUCUUGCUCUUGCUGGAGCUGAAGCAUACUGCAAGUAUUACGGUCUUAAAGGAGAAAAUGUUGUUGCAAUUGCCAGCGGGGCUAAUAUGAACUUUGAUAAACUUAGAGUGGUGACUGAACUUGCGAAUGUUGGUCGGCAACAAGAGGCUCUACUUGCAACAGUUAUGCCAGAGGUGCCUGGGAGCUUUAAACGUUACUGUGAGCUGGUCGGCCCAAUGAAUAUUACUGAAUUCAAAUACAGAUAUAGCUCUGAUAAAGAGGCUGUUGUACUGUACAGUGUUGGUGUGCACACAGUUUCUGAACUAGGAGCAAUGCAAGAGCGAUUGGAGUCUUCUGAACUCAGAACAUUCAAUCUCACGAAAAGUGACUUGGCUAAAGAUCACCUUCGUUACUUGAUGGGGGGCAGAACAGAUGUUGAAAAUGAGGUUCUUUGUCGCUUUGUCUUCCCAGAAAGACCUGGUGCUUUGAUGAAGUUCUUGGACACCAUUAGUCCACGUUGGAAUAUUAGUUUGUUCCACUACCGAGGACAGGGUGAAACUGGGGCAAAUGUUUUGGUUGGAAUCCAAGUUUCCAAGAGCGAGAUUGAUGAGUUCCAUUCUCGUGCCAGUUCACUUGGGUAUGACUAUGUAGUAGUGACCAAUGAUACUAUCUUCAAGCUGUUGAUGCAUUGAUAAGGACCAGCUGGUACAGAUCCUUGAGGUAGGGAAAUUGAGUCACACUUGCUAUGUUCUGUAUUUUGCUUUUCUUUUGGAAAUUAUCAUAUCUGCUUCCCCUAUGUUGAUGUUUUUUUCUCUCUUGAAGUUGAAGAGAAAUAUGUAGUCAAGGGGAAUGUAUGAAAUUUUCUUGUUUGUUCAUCAUCUGUAUCACAAUUGUAA